UAGCGCUGCGGCACCGCCCUGGGCCGGGCGCGCGGGUGUCACCUAUGGGAGCGCGGAGGGGGACGCAGACUGUGCCCACAGGGUUCGCGGGAGCUGCGCGUUGGAGAGGCUGAGGGCACCCCCUCCCCCGCGAAGUGACCGGUCUGGGGAUCCCCGGGUGGGAGGAAGGAUGCUUGAUCCCGGGACUGGGCAAGAUACCUUCGCCAGGGACGCGUGGGGCCUUGGCUCCUGGUGCCCCUCCCCACGUUAGAGUUCUCUGCGCGUGGGUUUGGGGUCCUCAGUGCACCAUGACGGAUGCUCAGGAUUAGGCAUGACUCCUUGGUCCCUGUCCAGUAGGGACGUCAACUCCCUUUCCCGUCCCAUCCCACUCCCCACUCCGCGGGUGGCUUGGGGCCAGUGUAAACGCCGAACCCUUUUCCAGGCCCAUCCCACUCGUCACUCUGCAGGUGGAUUGGGCCCGGGGAUCCGCUAGGGUCGGGCGCGGCAGCAGGAAGGAUGCUCGGCCUCGGGACUUGGCAGGUGCCUAUUCAAGAUGGCAGAGGCUCAUCAAGCUGUGGCCUUCCAGUUCACUGUCACCCCCGAUGGCAUCGACCUCCGCCUGAGCCAUGAAGCCCUCAAACAGAUAUGCUUGUCAGGACUGCAUUCCUGGAAGAAGAAGUUCAUCCGAUUCAAGAACGGCAUCAUCACUGGUGUGUUCCCGGCGAGUCCCUCCAGCUGGCUUAUCGUGGUGGUGGGUGUGAUAUCAUCCAUGCAUGCCAAAGUGGACCCCUCCCUGGGCAUGAUCGCAAAGAUCAAUCGGACCCUGGACACCACUGGCCACAUGUCAAGCCAGACGAAGAACAUCGUGAGUGGCAUCCUCUUCGGCACGGGGCUCUGGGUAGCAGUCAUCAUGACUAUGCGCUACUCACUGAAGGUGCUGCUCUCCUACCAUGGCUGGAUGUUUGCAGAACACGGCAAAAUGAGCAGGAGCACCAGGAUCUGGAUGGCUAUGGUCAAGGUCUUCUCAGGCCGAAAGCCCAUGCUGUACAGCUUCCAGACCUCUCUGCCGCGCCUGCCUGUCCCAGCCGUCAAAGACACUGUGAGCAGGUACUUGGAAUCUGUGAGGCCAUUGAUGAAGGAAGGAGAAUUCCAACGCAUGACUGCGCUGGCCCAGGAUUUUGCUGUCAAUCUUGGGCCCAAAUUGCAGUGGUAUUUGAAGCUAAAAUCCUGGUGGGCCACAAAUUAUGUGAGUGACUGGUGGGAAGAAUAUAUCUACCUGCGAGGCCGAGGGCCGCUCAUGGUCAACAGCAACUACUAUGCCAUGGAGAUGCUGUACAUCACCCCCACCCACAUUCAGGCUGCAAGAGCCGGCAACACUAUCCACGCCAUGCUUCUGUAUCGUCGCAAGCUGGACCGUGAGGAACUCAAACCCAUUCGUCUUCUGGGAUCCACAAUUCCACUCUGCUCUGCCCAGUGGGAGCGACUCUUUAAUACCUCCCGCAUACCCGGGGAGGAGACAGACACCAUCCAGCACAUCAAGGACAGCCGGCACAUUGUUGUGUACCACAGGGGGCGCUACUUCAAGGUCUGGCUCUACCAUGAUGGGAGGCUGCUGAGGCCCCGAGAGCUGGAGCAACAGAUGCAGCAUAUCCUGGAUGACCCCUCAGAGCCUCAGCCCGGGGAAACCAAGCUGGCCGCCCUCACUGCUGCAGACAGAGUGCCCUGGGCAAAGUGUCGGCAGACCUAUUUUGCACGUGGGAAAAAUAAGCAGUCCCUGGAUGCAGUGGAAAAGGCAGCAUUCUUUGUGACUUUGGACGAAUCGGAGCAGGGUUACAGGAAGGAGGACCCGGAGGCAUCUGUAGACAGCUACGCCAAAUCUCUGCUGCACGGCAGAUGUUUUGACAGGUGGUUUGACAAGUCCCUCACAUUUGUUGUCUUCAAAAACAGCAAGAUAGGAAUGAACGCAGAGCACUCCUGGGCAGACGCGCCCAUUGUGGGCCAUCUGUGGGAGUACGUCAUGGCCACCGACGUCUUCCAGCUGGGCUACACAGAGGAUGGACAUUGCCGAGGAGACACCAAUUCCAGUAUUCCCAAACCCACCAGGCUCCAAUGGGAUAUUCCAGGAGAGUGUCAGGAGGUCAUAGAGGCCUCCCUGAGCAGUGCCAGUCUCCUGGCAAAUGAUGUGGACCUGCAUUCCUUCCCAUUUGACACCUUUGGCAAAGGCUUGAUCAAGAAGUGCCGGACGAGCCCCGACGCCUUCAUCCAGCUGGCGCUGCAGCUGGCACAUUACAAGGACAUGGGAAAGUUCUGCCUCACGUAUGAAGCCUCCAUGACUCGGCUCUUCCGAGAGGGUAGAACAGAGACCGUGCGCUCCUGCACUACAGAGUCCUGCAACUUUGUGCUGGCCAUGAUGGACCCCAUGAAAACGGCGGAGCAGAGGCUCAAGCUGUUCAAGACAGCUUGUGAGAAGCACCAGCACCUAUACCGCCUCGCCAUGACAGGCGCCGGCAUCGACCGCCACCUCUUCUGCCUCUAUGUGGUGUCCAAGUAUCUCGCAGUUGACUCCCCUUUCCUGAAGGAGGUUUUGUCUGAACCAUGGAGGUUAUCCACAAGCCAGACUCCUCAGCAGCAGGUGGAGCUGUUUGACUUUGAGAAACACCCUGACUACGUGUCCUGUGGAGGUGGCUUUGGCCCAGUUGCUGAUGAUGGCUAUGGUGUUUCAUACAUUAUUGUGGGAGAGAAUUUCAUCCACUUCCACAUUUCUUCCAAGUUCUCUAGCCCUCAGACAGACUCACACCGCUUUGGGAAGCAUCUGAAACAAGCCAUGAUGGACAUUAUCACCUUGUUUGGCCUCUCCAUCAAUUCUAAAAAGUAACCCUGCUGAGGCACGUGGAAGGAAAACGGACUCUUGUGAUACAAACCAAAUGAAGAAUAGGCGUCGCUCCUGAUUAUAGGGCAGGCAGAAAAUUGCUCUUCUCAAACUCAGUUUUCCUUCCAGAGGGUUUACCGUCUGUCUCCCUAGAACAACAGUAGGCUCCAUCGUGUGAAGUGCGACCCUGCAACAUCCAGAGAUGCCCUGGCUCUGGGAAUAUUAGGCACAGUCCCCUGAAGUCUUUUGAAUCAGCUCCUACUGGAUGAAUGCUGGUGAAUUCCUGGAUUAUUGGGGUUGUAGCUUCACACGUGUUGGAGGUGACAAGACUUCCUUGGGGUAACCUAUAAGUACCUGGGACUGGAGGGUGCCUGACUCCACCCAGGCAGUGCAAACAUCACCUUGUGCAAAGAGUGUCUUUCGGAGCCAGCGGAGUUAACAGCUGUAGCUAACACACAUAAUGCACUAAUGGAAUGCCUGGGCUAGGGAUUAAGGUUUUGCUGUGGGUGCCAGGAGUCAUUCCUUUGGGAGUCCGCAUUUGAAUCUCCACAUUUCCAGGAAGCAGAGCUCCACCUCCUGUGUGUCACCAUCCUCAUAGGUCUCCAGAACCCAGUGCCUUAAAGACGGAAGCCCCUUGGGAAGAGGGGCAUUAGGAAGACUUCUCUGUCAAGUCUUCGGGUGGAUAUGUGAGGAUGUUGCUUCCCCUCGCGGUUUCCUACAUAGGGACGCCCCUACAUAGGGAAGUAAGCACUUCCCCGUCCCCCAGGAGGCCAGGUCCCUGGUGAAGGCAAUGAUGCUGGAGUCUCCUUGCCAGUUCCAUUAAGCAACAAAACAGGCAUGUGUCAGCAGAGGGGAGGGACUUGGUAGUCAAAGGCUCCGUAGCUGGAGAUUAGCUGGAGAGUGUGGCUUGCUAUACUUGGCAGCUGGUGGCAAGCGGGGUAGGACCCUGGUCACUGAGUUGGGACAUAACUGAGACAGACAGCCUCACAGGCAGCAGGAUACAAACACCCUGGACAUCAACGGAGUUACUGUCUAAUCCCACCCAGUCCCAGAGGAGACCUGCUCCCAGUUCCAUAGAAGACGAGGUCAUUUUGGUGACAGACUCAGGGGUCUCAAGUGAUGGGUGCUUUGUACCUAAAUGCCAUCCCUCAAUGGGAGUGCCUUUCUUGAAAGCGCCUGAUGGACUGACCGCAAGGCAAUCCCACACCAAGUCCGUGUGGAAUUAUGUAAACUUAAGCAUAAUGGAUCCCUCCCCACGUCGCCAUCCUGUCCCGGCAGGCUUAGCUAUCGGUGUUUUCAAUCAUGUAUUUAUUUUUCUGACCACUUCAGUGUGCCCUCUGGCCUGGCUCAGUCCCUGCCCCUGUGCUCACACUAGCACAAGAGUGAGGGCAGGAUGACCAGAGUGUCCAGAGGUGCUGGCUGAGCAGCUUACGCAUGUCUUAUGAAUAUACAUGUAUAAAUUUUGUAAGCUAAAAUAAUCACACCUAAAAGGGCCAAAGAUUUUUUUUCCUCUUAAAAACAAGAAAACAAAAGGCACCAUAAACGCAAGAGCAGAAACAAACCGAAGUCAGAGCCACCUAAGGGUCGCUGUUCAUGACCACUGACCAACCUGGGUUACCCCCGAGGAGCCCUGCUAGUGCCCAAGCGUCACAUUCCUCCCUCGGGUUUCCAGUGUCCUUGCUGCUCCUGAGCAGUUACCAAUGCAAUUCCAUAUUCCUUACAAGGCGGAAGGGUGGGCUUUCACUGUGUGUGUCGAAAGGAGGAGGUAAGACUAUUCUGUAUUUAAUUUAAUGUUGAACAAAACGUAGUCUUACUGUAGCUGGUUUGAAUUCGGUAUCCUAAUCUGUCCAUUGCCUGUAAAUACCACAUGCUGUCUGGAUACAAAUCUUAGAAAUGCAUGUGUGAAUGAAAGUAGCUGACCAUUAAUAAAACAUUAAUCCCAUCUACUA
Onychomys torridus (southern grasshopper mouse) is the source of this 4797-nucleotide messenger RNA. RefSeq names its product carnitine palmitoyltransferase 1A (gene Cpt1a). Gene Ontology annotation, cellular component: mitochondrion. Gene Ontology annotation, molecular function: carnitine O-palmitoyltransferase activity. Bases 533 to 2854 code for a protein of 773 amino acids. Gene Ontology annotation, biological process: carnitine metabolic process; fatty acid metabolic process. The transcript is spliced from 19 exons. The record is from RefSeq and is a predicted model, not a curated record. Lineage: Eukaryota; Metazoa; Chordata; Mammalia; Rodentia; Cricetidae.